CAAAUAUUCACCACUUAGGUAUCUGUCAGCUGUGUCUAGUUAACCUGAAGUAACAUAAAUCACAACAAAUAAUUUCUUGCGAUUGUAUAUUUUAUUAAAUAAACUUAACUUUUGAUCAACCAACAUGUCCCAAAGACCUGACGACCAUCGCCGAAAAUGGGACCGCGCAGAAUACGAAAAACUAGCCGAAGACCGCAAACGCGACGAGCGCGAAUCCAAAGAAGAAGAAGAAAGUGGCAAAAAAGGCCCUCCAGUAAAACGUGAACUCUUAAAACAACGCGAAUAUAAAAUCGACUUGGAUUCCAAACUCGGCAAGAGUAUAGUCAUUAACAAAAGCACCCCAACAUCCCAAUCAGGCGGAUAUUACUGCAAUGUGUGUGAUUGUGUUGUCAAAGAUUCAAUAAACUUCCUGGAUCACAUCAAUGGCAAGAAACAUCAGCGUAAUUUAGGCAUGUCAAUGCGCAUCGAGCGCAGUUCAUUGGAUUCAGUCAAACAACGAUUUGAUUUCAAUAAGAAAAAAAUGGAAGAAAAGAAGAAAGAAUAUGACAUGGCAGCAAGAAUGCAAGAACUCGCAGAGGAAGAAGAGAAACUAAAAGAAUACAGAAGAGAAAAAAGAAAAGAAAGCAAAAGAAAAAUUGAUGAAGUUGAUGAUUCUGGUGAAGUAAAUGAUGAAAUGGCCGCAAUUAUGGGUUUCAGUGGCUUUGGAACCUCAAAAAAGAAAUAAACAAAUAAUUAAAUAUCAUUAAAAUUAAUAAAUAAUCAUAUUUUAUAGGUAUAAUAAUUGUAAAAAGGAAUUGCAUUUGUUAGUGAUUGUAUAGAUGACUAGUACAAUGACCAAUAUCUGAAACAAUAAACAUCAAGAAAAAGUUA
This is a messenger RNA of Dalotia coriaria, 870 nucleotides long. RefSeq names its product zinc finger matrin-type protein 2. Gene Ontology annotation, biological process: mRNA splicing, via spliceosome. The transcript has a single exon. Gene Ontology annotation, molecular function: nucleic acid binding; zinc ion binding. The record is from RefSeq and is a predicted model, not a curated record. Lineage: Eukaryota; Metazoa; Arthropoda; Insecta; Coleoptera; Staphylinidae. Gene Ontology annotation, cellular component: U4/U6 x U5 tri-snRNP complex; spliceosomal complex. The coding region runs from base 125 to 724 and encodes 199 amino acids.